Messenger RNA from Drosophila innubila, 1140 nucleotides. Its product is annotated as pancreatic triacylglycerol lipase. The record is from RefSeq and is a predicted model, not a curated record. The transcript has 3 exons. Gene Ontology annotation, biological process: lipid metabolic process. Gene Ontology annotation, molecular function: lipase activity. NCBI's taxonomy places the organism in Eukaryota, Metazoa, Arthropoda, Insecta, Diptera, Drosophilidae. Bases 1 to 1140 code for a protein of 379 amino acids.
AUGGAGGCGACUCCGCUGCUCUUGCUGCUAGUUGGAUUUUCUUAUGGCAAUCCUUUAUUGGGAUUGGUCGAUCCCGCCUGCUUUGUGGUCAGCAACAUGGAGUGUCCCAAUCAGAAUGUCACCUUCUGGCUGUACACCAAUGCCACAAAAGAUGCGCCUGUCCAGUUAAAUCCCGUCGAUCCCAAUCCCUGGGACUUUCAGCCGCCACGCCCACUCAAAAUAAUUCUACACGGUUAUACGGGCCAUCGUGAUUUUGCUCCCAAUGAUCACAUACGUCCUGUGCUAUUGGACAACGAAGAUGUCUAUGUGAUAUCCAUUGAUUAUGGUCCCUUGGUGCGUUAUCCUUGCUAUGUCCAGGCUGUGCAGAAUCUGCCAUUGGUCAGCAUGUGUCUGGGGCAGCUGAUCAAUAAUCUCGUCGAACGGGCCAUUGUACAGCAUGAGGCAAUACACAUCAUUGGCUUCAGUCUUGGCGGUCAGCUUGCUGGCCAAACGGCCAACCAUCUCAAGCGUAAGCUAAAGCGGAUUACUGGCUUGGAUCCUGCCAAGCCGCUGUUUAUCCUGGGCAGCGAUACCCGACGCCUGGAUGCAACUGAUGCGGAGUUUGUGGAUGUUGUGCACACGGAUACGCUGGGACGUGGCAUGUUACGUCCCAUGGGACAUGUGGAUUUCUAUCCCAACUUCGGUGCACUGCAGCCGGGCUGCAUGGAGGAGAAUCCCAAUGAUCCGGGCAGCUGCAAUCACGAGCGUGCCGCACGUUUCUAUGCGGAGUCCAUCAAUUCCACAUUGGGUUUCUGGGGUCGCCAGUGCUCCAGCUGGUUAAUCCAUCUCUUUGGACUUUGCUCCACUCGUGCACCGCAUGCCCUCAUGGGUUAUCACGUAACGGAGGACAUCAGAGGCGCCUACUUCCUUAAGACGAGGAGCGAGCCGUCCUACGCCCUGGGCAAACUGGAGGAGGAGGAUAACAGCAAAUACCUGGCCAAGUUCCGUCUGGAUCCCAAGCACAGUGAAAUCGAAGAUGACUAUGAACCGCAAUGGCGUGAAUCUAUUCCGGAUCUCGAGUGCAAUGAUGUCGAGGCGAAUGAGCUAGAAAAACAAUUGAUCUAUCGAGAGAAGGACAUACUGGAUGAACCACUUUCCUAA